Messenger RNA from Haemonchus placei, 414 nucleotides. NCBI's taxonomy places the organism in Eukaryota, Metazoa, Nematoda, Chromadorea, Rhabditida, Trichostrongylidae. The record is from the annotation of a GenBank genome assembly.
AUGAAACAGAAAAGAUCGAACGCUGUUCCUGAGCAGCAUUAUAAUGGACUAACUAAGCAAAGGAAAAGGAACCAUCAUAGUCUCGAAGACAUUGUCGAGGUGAAUCGCCGUGGAGACACGCUGCAAAAAAGUUCCUUAAGCAAGGGGGACAUGGGCAAGGUUUUCGAUAAAAAACUGUCUGCAGAACAAUCAUCGAACGAGAUCAAUAUUGAUGCAACUCAGUCAUUGGAAUCCAAAUCGGAUUCCAAAGAAGGGCAAGUAAAACAGAGAAACAUCAAAGAACCAACAUCACUCGGUUCUAAAGAAGAGUUUGCAAAAUCGAAGGAGUCAUUGGAAUCCAAGUCGUUCGAUUCCAAAGAGGAACUUGCUAAACCAAGCAGUUCCAAAGAAGGAACUAUGAAGUCGGCUGGUUGA